CGAAUCUUGUUUCCUUCCUCAUAAAUGGAAAUUGAGUUCAGCCAGUCCUGCCUCUGACUUUUGAAUAUGCCGACUCGUUGUGAAAUCGUCUGCGAAAUACUCAUCGCCGUCUUGCUCCCUCCUCUUGGGGUUUGCCUCCGGCAUGGCUGCUGCAGCGUUGAAUUCCUCAUCUGCUUGAUCCUGACCCUGCUAGGCUAUAUUCCAGGAAUAAUUUAUGCCCUCUAUGCAAUUGUUUUUGUCGAUCGGGAGCAGUACUUUGACGAAUAUAGGCGUCCUCUGUAUUAUGCAUAGCACCUCUGCUGCUUCUCUGUUGCUUUCAUCUUUAUUGUCCACACUGUAAUGUCAUGUACCAAUCUUUUAUCUUAAGAACACGAUGAACAUCCGUUCUAUACUUUCAUUAAGACCCAAAUCAGUCAAUUUAUGUCUAACUUUCAAGUAUGAUAGACGUGAUUUAUCUGAUAUCUCUGAUGCUGGGACGUUCAUCCCAUAGUAUCUAAGUACAGUUUUCUCCUUAAGUGAUAUUGAUUGUGUUGUUGUGAUCGACUUGGGAAGCUGGUUUAUAACUUAAAUGAAUUUACAUGCUUUGCUUAAA
Messenger RNA from Neltuma alba, 592 nucleotides. Its product is annotated as UPF0057 membrane protein At4g30660-like. Lineage: Eukaryota; Viridiplantae; Streptophyta; Magnoliopsida; Fabales; Fabaceae. Gene Ontology annotation, cellular component: membrane. The transcript is spliced from 2 exons. The record is from RefSeq and is a predicted model, not a curated record. The coding region runs from base 67 to 291 and encodes 74 amino acids.